UUCCAAAUAAUAAAGUUACUAUUUUAUAGCAGAAUCGGUCAUAAUUGAAUAGUCAACUGAUAAAAGAUUUUACUGUCUUUUUUUAAAGUUUUUUUUUUUUAUUUAUUUAUUUUUGUGUGUGAUUGUUUUGCCUGCAUGUAUGUCUGCGCACUGUCUGCUUUCCUGGCUUCCAGGACUGUGAGCUACUCUGUGGGUGCUGGGAACUCAACCUGGGUCCUCUGCAAGAGCAACACAUGCUACUAACCCCUGAGCUGUCUUUUUAGUGCCCUCUUGCUCUCCUCCUCUCCUCUCCUCUCCUCUCCUCUCCUCUCCUCUCCUCUCCUCUCCUCUCCUCUUCCCUCCCUCCCUCCCUCCCUCCCUCCCUCUUUCCUUCCUUCCUCCCUCCCUCCCUCCCUCCCUCCCUCCCUCCCUCCCUCCCUCCCUCCCCUUCCCCAGAGGUGAGGACUGAACCCUUGUGCUUUCUAGGCAAGGCCCCACCACUGGGCUCAGUCCCUGAGCUGCCUGUCUUCUUUCUUAUUAGCACAGACUCACACAUUUCUGCCUGCCAACCCUCACUGAAGAGCUUUGGUUGGCAGGUCCCAUUGGAAUGUGGUAGUCAGAGUGAGGCAAGAUGUGACACAGAGAACAGUGGAGGCGCUGCCUGCCUCCAAUCCAGAUCCGUAUGUCAAGCUUCUACUUGAUGCUAUGAAACAUUCAGGUUGUGCCGUGAACAGGGGAAGGCACUUUUCCUGCGAAGUCUGUGAUGGCAACGUCAGCGGAGGCUUUGAUGCGUCCACGUCUCAGAUUGUUUUGUGCGAGAACAAUAUCCGAAAUCAGGCACAUAUGGGCAGGGUUGUCACCCACGAGCUCAUUCACGCGUUUGACCAUUGCCGGGCCCACGUCCACUGGUUCACCAACGUCCACCACCUGGCGUGCUCGGAGAUCCGAGCUGCGAGCCUCAGUGGGGACUGCUCACUGGUGAACGAGCUUCUCAGGCUGCGUUUUGGAUUAAAACAACACCAUCAGACUUGUGUGCGAGACAGAGCUGUUCUGUCUAUCUUGGCGGUCCGGAACAUCAGCAGAGAAGAGGCCCAGAAAGCCGUGGAUGAAGUCUUCCAGGCCUGUUUCAAUGACCGAGAACCCUUUGGCAGGAUCCCGCAUAACAAGACGUAUGCCAGAUACGCUCACAGGGACUUUCAGAACCGUGGUCGCUACUACUCGAACAUAUGAGGACAGUGGUUGUCUGUCAGGAUCUUGAGGAACAUGAAGUUCUUCAACACAGAAUGUAUAGAAUAUAAACGAUCAGUUAGGCUCUGUGCAUAAAAUGCAGAACAUGCCGAUUUUAGCGUUUGCCUACAAAAAAAUGAAAUAACCGUGGUAAAAGGAACUCCUUAAACCACAAGGGGGAAAUGGGAUCUUUAUAGCUAACCAUUUAGUAAACAAGGAAAAUAAAUGGCAUUUUUGUAUUUUC
This is a messenger RNA of Rattus norvegicus (Norway rat), 1450 nucleotides long. RefSeq names its product ATP23 metallopeptidase and ATP synthase assembly factor homolog (gene Atp23). Gene Ontology annotation, cellular component: plasma membrane; mitochondrion; cell junction. The record is from RefSeq and is a predicted model, not a curated record. Gene Ontology annotation, molecular function: metalloendopeptidase activity. NCBI's taxonomy places the organism in Eukaryota, Metazoa, Chordata, Mammalia, Rodentia, Muridae.